CAUUACAUCCUCCGCUACGGCAUCUCUAUAUUCCGUUAAAAUUUCAAGAAACCAAGAGAAAUCUAAAAACAAACACAAAUCAGCUAACAACAUGCCACGACGUAAUAAGAAAGGAGGCAAAGGUCGCCAAGGCGAUUCCAACUCUGAAGAUGAAUCAUUCAAUGAAAAUGCCUCUGUGUAUUCAUACAUGUCUGAGAAUGGUGGCGCAUCGUCUGUCAACGAUUCGGAUGAAUUGUCUUCAAAUGAACGUUAUGAGGAGAAAUUCAUGCAGGCUUUAGAAAAUGCCACUGAGAAAUCGGCACAAACUCGUGUACUGGCAUUGCAAAGUAUCUGCGAAAUAUUGAUGCAUCGUUAUAUGCCCGAUUUUGUUGACGAUCGCAAAGUAACCCUUAUCGAUUGCAUUGAAAAGAGCAUUCGUCGUGGAAAGGGUCUGGAGCAAGUAUGGGGUGCUAGAUUGGCACCAUUGUUGGUACUGCAAUUGGGCGGCGAUGAAGGCAUAUCUAAAGCUCUCAAUCAAUUUUUGCUCACCACAGUUCAAGACAAGUCAGUGUCAUUUGAUGCACGGGCAAAAUGUUGUACUGCCUUGGGCCUUUUGAAUUUCUUUGGUGGUGAUGAUAUAGGUGAUAUGGUAACAUUGAUGCAGUGCUUUGAAUCCAUAUUUUGUGCUAGUUAUUUGAAAGGUGAUGACAAAACUCCGAUCACAGUUAGCCCCGAAGCCGGUGCCUUACAUGCUGAAGCAUUGUCAGCCUGGGGCUUAUUGUUGACAAUGAUCCCAUCAGGAGACUUUGUAUCAUGGAUGACUGGCGGACAAUCAAUGCUACCAUCUUUCAAGAAGUUGAUGGGCCUAUUGCAAUCACCUCAUUUGGAUGUACGCAUGGCAGCUGGUGAAACCCUGGCCUUGAUAUUGGAGUGUGGCCGUUCACACGAUGAAGAUUUUUUGGAAGAGUACUUAAGUGAUUUAAUUGAUGCAGUUAAACAGUUGGCCACAGAUUCCCAUAAAUACAGAGCAAAACGUGAUCGUAAAGCCCAGAGAGCAACAUUUAGAGAUGUGCUACGUUAUCUGGAGGAGGAUAUAUCUCCCGAAAUAACCAUUCGUUUUGGAUCAGAGUCAUUAGUUUUGGAUUCUUGGGCUGUACAUCUUCAAUACUCUGCAUUGUGCACAAUUAUGGGUCCUGGUAUGACAUCACAAUUGCAAGAAAAUGACUUUAUACGUGAUAUUUUCGGUUUGGGAACCAAAGUUGACACAGCCAAUGGUGCUACGAAACUUAAAGCCUCCAAAUUGGAAAGGCACCUUGUAAAUGCUGCUGCAUUCAAAGCACGCACCAUCAGCCGUGGCAAGAAUAGAGAUAAGCGUUCUGCAGUUUUUACAUAAAUGCGUAGACAAUUUAG
Messenger RNA from Musca vetustissima, 1389 nucleotides. RefSeq names its product interferon-related developmental regulator 2 (gene Ifrd1). The record is from RefSeq and is a predicted model, not a curated record. Bases 92 to 1372 code for a protein of 426 amino acids. The transcript is spliced from 5 exons. NCBI's taxonomy places the organism in Eukaryota, Metazoa, Arthropoda, Insecta, Diptera, Muscidae.